Molecule: messenger RNA, 2607 nt
Organism: Trichophyton verrucosum HKI 0517
Lineage: Eukaryota; Fungi; Ascomycota; Eurotiomycetes; Onygenales; Arthrodermataceae
Product: DUF907 domain protein
Exons: 4
Biological process (GO): fungal-type cell wall biogenesis; transmembrane transport
Source: RefSeq, a predicted model, not a curated record
UCCAGACAGGAAGACGUAAAGACACAAAAGACAUUGAGAAAGAAGACACAGACGGACGACAGCGAUAGACACAAACAGACAGAGAUACACAGUCACAGUCGCAGACACCAACACGGACACCGGAUUGAAGUCUCGCUGGCCGACUUCGCAGGGGAUGACGACGCCCAGCUGCUAAGACAUCAUCACCACCAGCCACACCACCGUCCAGACCUCAACCUCAAACCUCCAGCAAAGACAAGACACCCUCACACGACACACCAACACUCACGACAGACACCUGCCAAAAUGCAUCUAACGCCGUUACUCUCGUUCCUCUUCGCGCUGCUUUCAUUAUCCCGUCUCGCGGCGGGCCUCAAGCUCAUCGAGUCCAAGUCCCUCACGCCCUGCACCAACACCGCUACCCAGAACAACGCCGACUUCACCGCAUCCGAGUUCAACAUCGCCUUCACCCCGGAGAACCGCACUCUGCGUGUCAACUUCCAUGGCGUCUCCUCCAUCAAGGGCUUCGUCAACGCCCGCAUCGAGCUCUUCGCCUAUGGCUACCCGGCCCUCGACCAGCGCUUUGAUCCGUGCAAGUCCGGACUCGACCUCCAGGGCCUCUGUCCCAUGACGGCCGGGCCCAUCGACCUCAUGACCGACUUUGUCGACGUCUCAGACGAGGUCAUCAACAAAGUCCCUGACUGGCUACUAGGAAUUGCGUAUAAUGUGCCCGAUAUUGACGCCAAGUUCCGGGCGUACAUCUAUGCUGCCGAUUCUGGAUCAACCAUCGCCUGCUUCGAGGGACAGCUCUCCAACGCCAAAACAGUCUACCACAGAACUGUAGGAUGGAUCGUCGCCGUCAUUGCUGGAAUCGGCCUCAUUGCCUCUGCCAUCACCUCGGGUCUCGGCCACUCCAACACAGCCGCCCACGUAGCUGCCAAUGCACUCUCGCUCUUCAGCUUCCUCCAGGCUCAGGCCAUGAUCGGUCUCACCUCCGUCACUUUACCACCCGUCGUCCAGGCUUGGACCCAGAACUUCCAGUGGAGCAUGGGCAUCAUCCACGUCACCUUCAUCCAGAACAUCUGCACCUGGUACCAGCGCGCAACGGGCGGAACCCCAACUAACGUCCUCAACUCUCCCUCCACCACCUCUAUCCAGAUCAAGAAGCGCUCAAUGGAGUACAUGCGGAAUGUUGUCUUUACCUAUCCCAAUGGCCUGACCAAGCGUGUCAACAACGAACCCACCGUCGGAGAAACUAUCAACAACAUCGUCCUGCGUGGCAUCGAGAGAGUAGCCUACCGAGCCAAGAUGGAAACCACAAACGUCUUCAUGACCGGCCUGCUCUUCUUCGUCAUCUUCGUCACCUUUGUCGUGCUCCUCGUUACCGCCUUCAAGGGCUUCUGUGAAAUCGCCGCCAAGAAGGGCUGGAUGAAGAGUGAUAAGUUCCAGGACUUUAGGAAUGGAUGGAAGAUUGUCAUGCGCGGAAUCCUCUUCAGACUGACCUUGAUUGGCUUCCCUCAGAUGACAAUUCUCUGUCUCUGGGAGUUCACCCAGGUCGACUCCCCAGCCAUUGUCGUCCUGGCUGUCGUCAUGUUGCUCUCCAUCAUCGGAUCGCUCGGCUGGGCCGCCUUCAAAGUCAUCAACCUCGCAAAGAAGUCCGUCCAGAUGCACAAGAACCCAGCCUACAUCCUCUACUCUGAUCCAUCCGCCCUCAACAAGUGGGGGUUCCUCUACGUCCAGUACCGCGCUACUGCUUACUACUGCGUCGUCCCGCUGCUCGCCUACAUCCUCAUCAAGUCCAUGUUCAUCGGCCUCGCCCAGAAGGCCCCCUACGUCCAGGCCAUCUCCCUCCUCAUCAUCGAACUAGGCGUCCUCGUUGGUGUCUCCAUCCUGCGGCCAUGGAUGGACAAGAAGACCAACAUCUUCAACAUCUCCAUUGCUGCCGUCAACUUCUUCAACGUCAUCCUCCUUCUCUUCUUUAGUGAAAUCUUCAAGCUCCCAGGCCUUGUCGUCGGAGUAAUGGGCGUAGCUUUCUUCGUCAUCAACGCAGUCUUCGCCCUCAUCCUUCUCAUUCUCGUCCUCAUUGCGUCCGGAUACGCCAUUCUCUCCAAGAACCCCGACACCCGCUACCAACCCAUGCGCGACGACCGCGGCUCUUUCAUCAAAUCCCACACACAACUCACCACCGAACUCGACGCCCUCGGCGCCACCGCCCGCGGAGAAGGCAAGUUCAACGAAUUCGAGGACGACUCAACCUCCCUCUCAGGCCAAUCCAACACCCGCACUCCCAUCGACACCCACCACCCUGCAAACGACUCACACCGCCCAGGCCAGGGAUACCCGAACCGCCCUGUUCACUCCCCCGUGGACCCAUCAGUCCCUCUAUUCCCAUCAAGUGCAUCAACGCACUCCGGACACUCACAAAGAACAAACAUGCCCCCCGGAUACCAACAGCCUGCCUUCCAGGAUUCGGCAUCCACACAUUCCUCACCAUACCGCCACCAUCCUUCCCCCGCUCCAGGCGGGUAUAAUGCCUCUCCAUACCCUCGCACAGGCUCAGCGAACCCCCACGCAGCCAGAUCACAAAACAAUGCUAGCCCAUGGCAAAGGGGCGCCGGUUACGACUAA